AUGUGCCUGGCGGUGAGAACAAGGUUUCUGACUGUGAGGACAAGGUUCCUGGCGGUGAGGAAAAAGUUACUGCCGGUGAGGACAAGGUUCCUGGCUGUGAGGACAACGUUCCUGGCGGUGAGGACAAGGUUCCUGGCGGUGAGGACAAGGUUCCUGGCGGUGAGGAUAAGGUUUCUGAGUGUGAGGACAAGGUUCCUAGCGGUGGUUGAGGAAAAGGUUCCUGGCGGUGAGGACAAGGUUUCUGACUGCGAGGACAAGGUUUCUGGCGGUGUGGACAAGGUUCCUGGCGGUGAGGACAAGGUUCCUGGCGGUGAAAACAAGGAUACUGACGGUGAGGACAAUGUUCCUGGCGUUGAGGACAAAGUUCCUGGCUGUGAGGACAAGGUCUCUGGCGGUAAGGACAAUGUUUCUGGUGGUGAGGACAAGGUUCUUGGCAGUGAGGACAAGAUUCCUGGCGGUGAGGACAAGGUUCCCGGCGGUGAUUCAUGACAACGUUCCUGGCGGUGAGGACAACGUUUCUGACUGUGAGGACAAGUCUUCUGGCGGUGAGGACAAGGUUUCUGACUGUGAGGACAAGGCAUCUGGCGGUGAGGAUAAGGUUCCUGCCUGUGAGGACAAGGUUCCUGGCGGUGGGUGAGGACAAGGUUUCUGGCGGUGAGAAAAAGUUUCUGACUGUGAGGACAAGGUUCCUGGCGGUGAGGACAAGGUUACUGGCCGUGAGGACAAGGUUCCUGGCGGUGAGGACAAGGUUCCUGGCGGUGAGGACAAGGUUCCUGGCGGUGAGGACAAGGUUCCUGACGGUGAGGACAAGGUUCCUGGCGGUGAGGACAAGGUUGCUUGGGGUGAGGACAAGGUUCCUGGCGUUGGGUGAGGACAAUGUGCCUGGCGGUGAGAACAAUGUUUCUGACUGUGAGGACAAGGUUUCUGGCGGUGAGGACAAGGCUACUGGCGGUGAGGCAAGGAUCCGGGCGGUGAGGACAAGGUUACUUGCGUUGAGGACAAGAUUCCUGACGGUGAGGACAAGAUUACUGGCGGUGAGGGCAAGGUUAGUGGCGGUGAGGACAAUGUUCCUGGUGGUGAAGACAAGGUUUCUGACUGUGAGGACAGGGUUUCUGGCGGUGAGGACAAGGUUCCUGGCAGUGAGGACAAGGUUCCUGGCGGUAAGUACAAGGUUAAUGACGGUGAGGACCAUGUUCCUGGCGGUGAGGACAAGGUUACUCGCGGUGAGGACAACGUUGCUGCCAGUGAGAACAAGGUUACUGGCGGUGAGGACAAGGUUACUGGCGGUGGGAACAAGGUUCCUGGCGGUGAGGACAAGGUUCUUGGCGUGACGACAAGGUUCCUGGCGGUCAGGACAAGGUCCCUGGCGGUGAGGACAAGGAUCCUGGCGGUGAGGAUAAGGUUCCUGACGGUGGGUGUGGACAAGGUUCCUAGCGGUGAGAACAAGGUUUCUGACUGUGAGGACAAGGUUUCGAGCGGUGAGGACAAUGUUCCUGGCGGUGAAGAGAAGGUUCCUGGAGGUGAGGACAAGGUUUCUGACUGUGACGACAAGGUUUCUGGGGGUGAGGACAAGGUUACUGGCGGUGAGGACAAUGUUCCUGGCGGUGAGGACAAGGUUCCCGGCGGUGAGGACAAGGCUUCUGGCGGUGAGAACAAGGUUCCUGGUGGUGAGGACAAGGUUGCUGGCG
Molecule: messenger RNA, 1688 nt
Organism: Paramuricea clavata
Lineage: Eukaryota; Metazoa; Cnidaria; Anthozoa; Malacalcyonacea; Plexauridae
Source: the annotation of a GenBank genome assembly